Molecule: messenger RNA, 2595 nt
Organism: Geosmithia morbida
Lineage: Eukaryota; Fungi; Ascomycota; Sordariomycetes; Hypocreales; Bionectriaceae
Product: anaphase-promoting complex subunit 3
Exons: 2
Coding region: 1-2595 (864 amino acids)
Biological process (GO): cell division
Molecular function (GO): protein binding
Source: RefSeq, a predicted model, not a curated record
AUGGCGCCGAAUCCCGCCGCCGUGAGCGGCCUACUGCGCCAGACCAUCUACUACCACCUAGACAAUGCCUCGUAUGACAACGCCCUCUUCUUCGCCGAGAGGCUGGUCGCCCAGGACCCCAAGUCCAACGACGCCGCCCACCUCGUCGCCCUGAGCCAUCUCCGUCUACGAGACUUCCGAUCUGCAUACGACGUCUCCAAACCCGCGGGAUAUCGCGGGACACACCUCGGCUGUGCCUGGGUCCUCGCCCAGGCUUGCCUCGUCCUCGAGAGGCACAAGGACGGCAUCACAGCCCUGGAGAGAUCCAGGAGCCAGUGGCUCCAGACACCGGUCGUGGGAAAGCACACGCCCACUUCGCGGGCUGCCAUCCCCGACGCGUCAGCCCUCCAGUGCCUGCUGGGGAAGCUGUACCGCGGCUACGGCGACCACAACAAGGCCGUCGGCUGCUUCGAGGAGGCCCUGCGCAUCAACUCCUUCAUGUGGGACGCCUUCACCAUAUUGUGCGACAUGGGUGUGUCCGUACGCGUGCCCAACAUCUUUCGCCCUUCGGAAAGCAUGAUGCAUGGCUUCAACAUCGAGGCUACCCCCGUAGCAUUAUCGUCAUCAUCAGAGACAAAUACGCAAGCGCCGUUGGAGGUGCCCGGCAAGAGGCCGCCUGCUAGAAGCCAGAUACCAGAUCUGGGUGCCGAUCCCUUUGGCGCGGCCCCUCCGUCAUCAGCCGAGGCCACACAAGCCGAGUCCGACCUCCUCGGCGACGUCUCAUCACACAACGACUUCAUGUCAAAGAUACAGGCUGCGAGGUUGAGGCUCGUCAACUCCGGCAACAACCCGCCAGUCCCCACGCGUGGAUUGUCUGAACCCCUCACAGCAUCAGAACAAGCUGCGACGUACCAGGCACCAGCAGCCCACGGCAUCGCGGAACCUCUCCAUGCCCCGGCCCGGAGAAUACGGGCUACCCUGGCCCAGGCUGCAGAUCACGGCCUUGAGGCUCCGCCGCCCAAGAUGAACUACCGGCUGGGCACCAGGAGAACAAGGGAGAGGGAGAGGGAAGAGCAGACGCGCGCUGUCGUAGACGUCGUCUACCAGGAACUGGACUCGGCCGCGGCACCACCGCCAGCAGCAGCAGCGGCGGCGGCGACGGCGGCUGACAAACCGCGACCUGUCGCGGCGGCACCUGAUAGAAAGAGGACCGUCGCGGGUUACCCCGUGUCGAGAUCCACCAAUUCGGAGGAGGCGGCGACGCGGCGCAGUGCUCGGCUCAACACGUUUAAGCCAUCGUCGAGAGCCAACUCUGGCGCGGCGGCGACCAUGCCCCCCCCGGCAGGGCGGGAGCUGAAGAAGGCUAGGCCCCAGAUCUCUCGCAUAGUCCGCCCGGGGUCUAGCGGGUCCAGCGUCGGCCGCGUCGUCAGCGGAAACCGCAAACCGAUCGAGGACCGGGGCGACGGCGACCAGCACGGCGAGACGUCGAGUAGGAUCAGAGAAGCCUCUGCGGCACCGCCAGCUCCGACCACGACAGCAACGGCGGCGGCGGCGGCGGCGGCAGUAGCACGGCAGGCAGAGCUGGAACACGCCCGAACCGAGGAAGCCCUCCGAUGGGUGCUGGACCUUGUCAAGAAGCUAGGCAACGGGUACUACCACCUGUCACGGUUCCAGUGCGACGACGCCCUGCAGGCGCUCAGCUCACUGCCGGCAGCGCACCAAGGGACGCCGUGGGUCCUCGCGCUUAUGGGGCGGGCGCACUUUGAGCAGGCGGCGUACCCCGAGGCGGAGAAGUUCUUCCGCAAGAUGCGGGUGCAGGCGCCAUCCCGGCUGCAGGACAUGGAGGUGUACUCGACGAUACUGUGGCACCUGAAGCGCGAGACGGACCUGUCUUUCCUGGCGCACGAGCUCAUCGACGCGGCGUGGGAGUCGCCGCAGGCGUGGUGCGCGCUGGGGAACGCGUGGUCGCUGGCGCGGGAGCCGGAGCAGGCGCUCCGGUGCUUCAAGCGGGCGACGCAGCUGGAUCCGGGCUUCGCGUACGCCUUCACGCUCCAGGGCCACGAGCACGUCGCUAACGAGGAGUACGACAAGGCCCUCACGGCGUACCGCAUGGCGAUCGCGGCGGACCGUCGGCACUACAACGCCUACUACGGCAUCGGACGCGUGCAGCAGCGGCUGGGCGCGUACGACAAGGCGCACACGCACUUCCUCGCGGCAUCGACCAUCAACCCCAACAAUGCGGUGCUGAUCUGCUGCAUCGGCAAGGUGCUCGAGAAGCAGAAGCAGGUGGGCGCGGCGCUCCAGGCGUACACGCGCGCCGUCGAGCUGGCACCGCGCGCGGCGCAGACGAGGUACAUGAAGGCGCGUGGGCUGCUGGCGGUCGGCCAGGUGGAGGCGGCGCACAAGGAGCUCAUGGUGCUCAAGGACCUGGCUCCCGACGAGGGGACGGUGCACUUUCUCCUGGGGACGCUGUACAGGACUGUCAACGAUAGGCAGGCUGCUGUGCGGCACUUUACCAUUGCGUUGGCUUUGGACCCAAAGGCCGGCCCCAAGAUCAAAGAUGCCAUCGAGAGUUUCGAGGACGAUGUCCAGAUGGAUGACUCCAUGAUUGAAUGA